Rhododendron vialii is the source of this 1777-nucleotide messenger RNA. Its product is annotated as cytokinin hydroxylase-like. NCBI's taxonomy places the organism in Eukaryota, Viridiplantae, Streptophyta, Magnoliopsida, Ericales, Ericaceae. The transcript has 5 exons. The record is from RefSeq and is a predicted model, not a curated record. Bases 67 to 1635 code for a protein of 522 amino acids. Gene Ontology annotation, molecular function: heme binding; oxidoreductase activity, acting on paired donors, with incorporation or reduction of molecular oxygen; iron ion binding.
UCACCUCUCUCUCUCUCUCUCUCUCUCUCUCUCUCUCUCUCUCUCUCUCUGCUUUGUCUCUCUACAAUGGCAUCUGUGCUAUUGCUGGCUCUGUUGGUUAUGUUUCUCACCUCGUUCAUCAAAGCUGCUUGUGAAAUUAUAAGUUGUUACUUUCUAACACCAAGAAGGAUCAAGAAAACCAUGGAAAUUCAAGGAGUGUUUGGCCCAAAACCCCGGUUUCUAACCGGCAAUAUCUUGGAUACGGCCACCCUCGUCUCCAAACACACCUCCAGAGACAUGGACUCCAUCAGCCACGACAUCGUCGGCCGCCUCCUGCCGCAUUUCCUCACUUGGUCUCAAGAUUACGGAAAGAGAUUCAUAUAUUGGAACGGAAUCGAGCCGCGGAUGUGCUUAACCGAGACCGACCUCAUCAAAGAGCUUCUAUCCAAGUACAGCACCAAAGCAGGCAAAUCAUGGCUGCAACAACAAGGAUCAAAGCACUUCAUCGGGCGCGGCCUACUCAUGGCCAACGGCGAUGACUGGCAUCACCAGCGACACAUUGUCGCUCCAGCCUUCACGGGAGACAAACUUAAGGGGUAUGCAGGGUACAUGGUGGAUUGCACUAGGCAAAUGCUCCAAUCACUUCAUGAUGCAGUUGAGGCAGGUCAAACCGAGUUGGAGAUAGGAGAGUACAUGAGUCGGCUCACCGCGGACAUCAUCUCACGAACCGAGUUCGAUUGCAGCUACGAGAAGGGUCAGCAAAUAUUCCAUCUGUUGACGGUUCUGCAGCGUCUUUGCGCCCAAUCAAGCCGGCACUUAUGCUUCCCUGGAAGUCGGUUUUUUCCCACAAAGUACAACAGAGAGACAAAAUCACUGAAGACGGAGGUGGAGAGGCUACUAAUGGAGAUAAUACAGAGCAGAAAGGACUGUGCAGAAAUUGGUCGGAGCAGUUCGUACGGGAACGAUUUACUGGGCAUGCUAUUGGACGAAAUGCGAAGAAAGAAAUCAGGAAAUGGGUUUGUAAUCAGCUUAAGAAACAUGAUGCAAUUGAUAAUGGAUGAAUGCAAGACCUUCUUCUUUGCCGGGCAUGAGACCACCGCUCUGUUGCUGACUUGGACCGUGAUGCUUCUUGCUACAGACCCGAAAUGGCAGGAGAAGGUUAGGGAAGAGGUGAACGAGGUCUGCAACAACAAUGGAGAACCACCUUCUGUUGACCAUCUCUCAAAACUCAACUUGUUAAAAAUGGUAAUCAAUGAAUCACUAAGGCUCUAUCCACCAGCCUCUGUUCUACCCAGGAUGGCCUUCGAAGAUUUCAAAUUGGGUGACCUCCAUAUCCCAAAGGGACUGUCAAUUUGGAUCCCGGUUCUAGCCAUUCACCACAGUGAAGAAUUGUGGGGCAAAGACGUCAAUGAAUUCAACCCUAACCGGUUCGCCUCCAAGUCGUUUUCAACCGGCCGGUUCAUCCCUUUUGCGGCCGGUCCAAGAAAUUGUGUUGGCCAGUCUUUUGCCAUGAUGGAAGCUAAGAUCAUCUUAGCCAUGUUGAUAACCCGGUUCAAAUUCACUAUUUCGGAGAAUUACCGGCAUGCCCCUAUAAUAGUCCUCACUGUAAAACCCAAGUACGGAGUUCAAAUCCGUUUGACGCCGUUGAGUUCGUGAAAAAUUAUUGAGGUUUUUUACUUUUCUUGUUUAAAUUUUGAAGGCUUGAGGGGUUUUAGGGUGAGUCAAUAAUCUUAAUUGUAAUGCGGAGUUAAUUUUACUUUUUCUCAUUUUUGGGGGGUCAUUGUGAAUAGAUAGAGAU